Histoplasma mississippiense is the source of this 486-nucleotide messenger RNA. RefSeq lists its product with no specific name. The coding region runs from base 1 to 486 and encodes 161 amino acids. The transcript has 2 exons. NCBI's taxonomy places the organism in Eukaryota, Fungi, Ascomycota, Eurotiomycetes, Onygenales, Ajellomycetaceae. The record is from RefSeq and is a predicted model, not a curated record.
AUGGACGUGCCCUCGACCGCAUUCAAUGUUUAUCUUUACGCGCAGAUGGCACGAGUUCAUCGCGAUCUCAACUGGGCGAUUGUACAUCGGCAGGAUAGCGUUCUGAUUGAGGGGUUAAAAAAAGAGAGCGACCGGCUUCAAAAGCAGAUUGAAGCAUCUGUGGCAAUGGAUCGAGAUUACAACCAGCUGUUACAACGCGAGUACAUAGCACAUUCCAUCACCCGUGACGAACUUAGAAUGGAAAGAAAAUUCCUCGUCGAGGCCACGGAAGCCAACGCAAAAUUGAACCAAGCCUUUGAAAAGGAGCAAGAACGUCAUCGAAAAACUGCUGCGGAGUUGGAACGCGUACGGCGUAGCGUGGUCGAUAUAAUGCAGCUUGAGGAGCACACUCAGUGCGAGCUGAGGGAGGUAGCCUGCUGGGUUACCGAUGUUAUUCUUCGGGCCAAGUUGGAGCUUGAAGAACGGUAUAGAGAACCGAUGAACUAA